This is a messenger RNA of Salvia hispanica, 871 nucleotides long. Its product is annotated as germin-like protein subfamily 1 member 13. Lineage: Eukaryota; Viridiplantae; Streptophyta; Magnoliopsida; Lamiales; Lamiaceae. The record is from RefSeq and is a predicted model, not a curated record. Gene Ontology annotation, molecular function: manganese ion binding.
UGGGCAGCAUACUUAUCAGCUUAAUUAGUAAUCAAAAUGAAGAUUGGUUUUACUUUGUCCGUCGUUGUUGUUCUGUUGUCGUGCGCUUCGAUUGCAUAUGCAGCAGAUCCGAACCCUCUUCAAGAUUUCUGUGUUGCUCUUCCUGAUAACAAGGCCGGUGUUUUUGUGAAUGGGAAGUUUUGCAAAGACCCCAACUUGGUGGUUGCGGAGGAUUUCCUUUUCCAGGGUCUCAACAUUCCCGGAAACACAUCCAACCAGCUCGGAUCGGCCGUGACUGCAGUCAACGUUAAUCAGCUUCCAGGCCUCAACACGCUGGGUGUUUCCUUGGCCCGGCUCGACUUUGCCCCCUACGGCUUGAACCCACCCCACACUCACCCGCGUGCAACUGAAGCUUUCUUCUUGUUGGAAGGGGAACUCUACGUGGGGUUCGUCACUUCCAAUCCUGCCAAUGCUAACCAGAGGAACAAGCUCUUCACCAAGUACUUGAAAGCCGGAGAUGUCUUCGUCUUCCCACAAGGCCUCAUCCACUUCCAGAUCAACGUCGGCAAGACCAACGCUGUUGCUUUUGCUGGCUUCGGCAGCCAGAAUCCGGGUGUCAUUACCAUUGCCAACGCCGUGUUUGGGUCGGACCCCCCGAUCAACCCUGAUGUGUUGGCCAAGGCCUUCCAGGUUGAGAAGAAUAUCAUCGAUUACCUUCAGGCUCAGUUCUGGCCCAACAACUAAACAUUCUGAUUAAGAUGGACAUACAUGUUUUGUGUGUUGUCUUUUUAAUAUAAUAAAACAGUCAGCUGAUUGACUUGGAAAACUGUGUUUCCAAAUUAUAUACUUAUAUCAUGUGAUUAAAAAUUUAUAAUGAAAUAUUGCUCCUUUA